Thlaspi arvense is the source of this 663-nucleotide messenger RNA. Lineage: Eukaryota; Viridiplantae; Streptophyta; Magnoliopsida; Brassicales; Brassicaceae. The record is from the annotation of a GenBank genome assembly.
AUGACAUACCCAGAUUUCUGUUGCCAGAGAAUAGAGGCCAUGGCCAGUCUGAAGCUUAUAGGAGCUAGACCCAGCCCCUAUGUGAGCCGGGUUCAGUUCGCCCUAAACCUAAAAUCGCUCGACUAUGAGUUCCUCGUAGAAAAAUUUGGCACCAAAAGUGAGCUUCUCCUCAAAUCAAACCCUGUUCACAAAAAAAUCCAGUUCUUAUCCAUGAUGACAAGCCCAUAUGCGAGUCUCUCAUUAUCGUUGAAUACAUCGAUGAAAUAUGGACAUCUGGUCCACCCCUUCUCCCCUCUGAUCCCUAUGACCUGGGCUCCACUGCUAAGGGAACUGAGGACGGCGCAAGAAGAAGAGGAGAAAAAGAGAGUUCUAGAUCAAAUGUUUCAAGUGCUGAUCCAACUAGAAGGGGCCUAUCGCCAGUGCAGCAAAGGGAAGGCUUUCUUUGGAGGGGAUAACGUAGGAUACCUUGACAUAGCACUAGGGGCUUCUUGGGAAAAGUUGAUUGGUGUUAGGCUGCUGGACGAGGCCAAGACCCCAGCUCUUGUGGGGUGGGCCGAGAGGUUUUGUUCUCAUGAUGCAUUAAAGGAUGCUGUCCCAACUGCUGAGGAGCUUCUUGAGUUUGCCCAGAAGCACUUCAUGGCUAAACCUCCAACCCCUAAUUGA